This is a messenger RNA of Polyodon spathula (Mississippi paddlefish), 2761 nucleotides long. Its product is annotated as potassium/sodium hyperpolarization-activated cyclic nucleotide-gated channel 4-like. Gene Ontology annotation, cellular component: membrane. The record is from RefSeq and is a predicted model, not a curated record. Lineage: Eukaryota; Metazoa; Chordata; Actinopteri; Acipenseriformes; Polyodontidae. The transcript is spliced from 6 exons. Gene Ontology annotation, molecular function: monoatomic ion channel activity. Gene Ontology annotation, biological process: monoatomic ion transport; transmembrane transport. Bases 1 to 2469 code for a protein of 822 amino acids.
AUGACCUAUGACCUGGCGAGUGCGAUGGUGCGGAUCGUGAAUCUCAUCGGGAUGAUGCUGCUGCUGUGCCACUGGGACGGUUGCCUGCAGUUCCUGAUUCCAAUGCUGCAGGACUUCCCUCAGGACUGCUGGGUCUCCAAGAACAACAUGGUGAACGACACGUGGGGCCAGCAGUACUCCUUCGCACUCUUCAAGGCAAUGAGUCACAUGCUGUGUAUCGGCUAUGGGCAGCAGGCCCCCAGCGGCAUGACGGACGUGUGGCUCACGAUGCUCAGCAUGAUCGUGGGCGCCACCUGCUAUGCCAUGUUCAUCGGCCACGCCACGGCACUUAUCCAAUCCCUGGACUCCUCGCGCCGCCAGUACCAGGAGAAGUACAAACAAGUGGAACAGUACAUGUCCUUCCACAAGCUGCCCGCAGACAUGCGACAGAAGAUCCACGAUUUCUACGAGCACCGCUACCAGGGCAAGAUGUUCGAUGAAGAUAGCAUCCUGGGAGAGCUGAGCGACCCGCUAAGAGAGGAGAUCAUCAACUUUAACUGUCGGAAGCUAGUGGCGUCGAUGCCUUUGUUUGCCAACGCAGACCCCAACUUCGUAACCUCCAUGCUGACCAAGCUGCACUUCGAGGUGUUCCAGCCCACAGACUACAUUGUGCGUGAGGGCACUGUGGGCAAGAAGAUGUACUUCAUCCAGCACGGCGUGGUCAGCGUCCUCACCCGGGGCAACAAGGAGACCAAGCUGUCUGACGGCUCAUACUUCGGGGAGAUCUGCUUGCUGACCCGGGGCCGGAGGACAGCCAGUGUCCGGGCCGACACGUACUGCCGGCUCUACUCGCUCUCCGUGGACAACUUCAACGAGGUGCUGGAGGAGUACCCCAUGAUGAGAAGAGCCUUCGAGACCGUGGCCCUGGACCGGCUCGACCGCAUCGGAAAGGAGAACUCAAUUUUGCUUCACAAGGUCCAACAUGAUCUGAACUCCGGUGUCUUCAACUACCAAGAGAAAGAAAUAAUCCAGCAGAUUAUACAGCAUGACCAUGAGAUGGCUCACUACACACACCUUCUGCAGAACCCUGCUCCUCCCGUUUCCACCUCGAUGCCGGUCAUCUGGGCUCCGCUUAUUCAAGCGCCCUUGCAGGCUGCCGCCGCCACCACCUCAGUGGCCAUCGCCCUGACAGACCACCCCCGGCUGCCAGGAGCACUGGUACACCAGCCUAUGUCUGCGCUGGGGUCUUUGGGACAGCAGUCGCCUCGGAAGUUAAAGAGGUUUCACUCCUUGGUGCCCACCACUGAACACUCUGCAGCUAGCUCUCCCUCCAGCGCUCCAUCCCAGCUUCAGACACCAGGAGCGGACAGCUCUUUUCAGGCUUAUUUCCAGGCUCACCAGCCUCCAGUGGCCUCUGAUAGUUUGAGCCAGUUUAAUCAUCCCUCAGAUUCUACCAGCUUGAGCCAGCUCCAUCACCCUUCCAUGGGUUCACCAUCCCCCCACCCCAACAGUGGUUCCUCCAUAUUCACCUUCAACCAGUUACAGCAGUCCACCUCUGUAUCCCCUCACUCAAGCCUGACUGGGCUUCAUCAGCACUCUAGCAACACCCCACCUUUAGGAUUGGGGAUCUUCCAGCAGAGAGCUUCCGGUUCUCCUGCCGCUGCCAGUUUCAGCUCCUUACCCUCUAGCUCCCCUGGUUCCCUGCUUGACCAGCUCCCACCACCAUCUAGGCCUCCUCAGGUAAGAUCCCUCCAGCAAUUUGAAGGAGGAGGCAGGACUUCUUCAAGUGGUUUGAACUUGUUCCAGACUCUUCCGUCCGGCUCGCCCUCUUCCAGUCAGAGGCAGCUGACACAAGUAGGUCUGGGUUCUUCUUCUUCACUGCUGCAGCACGGCUUGGCAGGACUGCACUCAGGGUCCAUAGCUCAGCUCCAGCAGGAGAGGUCAGCCCUUUCCUCCUUAGCGCAUGGCUCUGGCACUGCUUCCCCAUGCUUCACGCCUCUGGCCCCCAGCCCCACCAUGCAAAACCCAGUAGCUGGGAGAACUUUCCAGUUCAGUGGCCCAUCUAGCAUAUCUGGUUCCCACAGCUCCCUGCUCAUGACACAGACCUCGAGUCCCGUUCAACCCAUCAGCCAACCCAGAGGCACCCAGCCUUCCUCAGUAGGACGCUUCUCCCAGGACAUCAAACUGAUCUCUGCCUCCCAGUCCUCUCUGCCACAGGAGGGAGCUCAGGCCAUGAGCCAGGGCUUGACACACUCCUCCAGGGAGUCCAUCUCCAGUUUCACCCCCUACUCCACACAUAGCCUCCUGGGCAAACCCUGUAGCUCCAUCCCUCGCCAAAUGACUCUUCCCAGGCAGACGUCCUCAGGAUCCGUACCUCAGACACACAUUACCAGGGCUUCCCCGCCAAUCGCUGUUCCACCAAGGAAGGAUCCCACAGUGUUCCCAUCUGAACUCGAGCCAGUGCUCUCCAAAUUACCCUCCAAUUUGUGAGGUUUAUUCAAACUCGUCCUCACCACCUCUCGUAAAAAAAAAAAAAAAAAAAAAAAAAAAACUUCCCAUGUGAUUCAGUUUCCUAUAGACUUCACUGUGUUCUGUUUAUUUAUUUCUUUUCUUCCAGUAUAACUGUGAUUUAAAGUUAACCAGGUGACUUAGAACUCUAGUUUUGUUUAUUUCUUUUCAGCUUGUGAUUAUAAACUAUUUUAUAAUUGGUGUUGUAAAGAUACAGUAUGGCAAAUAAUACAGAAUGAAAAUAAGAGGAAGAAAACUGUGAUGCAAGGGUGUG